This is a messenger RNA of Hemibagrus wyckioides, 2683 nucleotides long. It is a transcript of the gene tmcc2, whose product is annotated as transmembrane and coiled-coil domain family 2. Lineage: Eukaryota; Metazoa; Chordata; Actinopteri; Siluriformes; Bagridae. Gene Ontology annotation, biological process: amyloid precursor protein metabolic process. The record is from RefSeq and is a predicted model, not a curated record. Gene Ontology annotation, cellular component: endomembrane system. The transcript is spliced from 6 exons. Bases 1 to 1611 code for a protein of 536 amino acids.
AUGAAUGCUGCAGUAGCAGCGUCAGCAGCAGUGGAGGUGGUGUUUGUGGUGGUGUUUGAGGAAGAGACCGAUUUUGCUGGCCGGCGAAACAAGCAACUGAGACACAAAGCAGAGGAGAAUAAACCCAAAGAGGAGGAGAGGAGCGAGGGAUGGCUAGGAGGAGGAGGUGCAGCACCAAGAGGCUGUGGAGUGACAGAUAAGCUCAGAGAGAACGACAGAGUGGAUUUGGGGAGGCUGGAUAAGAGCGAGGUAUCCACGCUGCCUUUGCCCCCCUCAGUGGCCCAUGGCAGCUCAGACGGGAACAUCAGUGCGGAGGGGGCAGGGUCUGUGUUGGGGGCAGGAUCAUGGCAGGUGGAGGGGCAAGGGGAGGGGCAGCGAACACGUGCUGCACUGGAUCACCUGCAGCAGAAGAUACUGAAGAUCACGGAGCAAAUCCGCGUGGAACAGGAGGCGCGAGACAACAACGUGGCUGAAUACCUGAAACUCGCCCACAACGCCGACAAGCAGCAAGCGUCACGCAUCAAACACGUCUUCGAGAAGAAGAACCAGAAAUCCGCGCAGAGCAUCGCGCACCUGCACAAAAAACUCGAACACUACCACAAGAAGCUGAAAGAAAUCGAGCAGAACGGUUUGGCGCGUCAGCCCAAAGACGUUCUGCGGGACAUGCAGCAGGGCCUGAAGGACGUCGGAGCCAACGUGCGGGCCGGCAUCAGUGGCUUCGGAGGGGGAGUGGUUGAGGGUGUGAGGGGCGGAGUCUCUGCACUCAUACGCAAUAAGUUCGGCAGCGCGGACAACAUCGCCCACCUGAAGGACACUUUAGGACCCGGUCAUACAGAGGACACGCCCCCUCGUGCCCUCAGUGGCAGCGCCACGCUCGUCUCUAGCCCCAAGUACGGCAGCGACGACGAGUGUUCCAGCGGCUCUUCCGGGUCCGGGGCCGCCAGCAACUCCGGAGGGGGCGGGGCCAUCUGCAUGGGAAGCCCACGAAUGGAUGGACACCAUCACCAUCAUCAUCACCAUCACCAUACAUCUGCGUCAUGGGACACUCUGCUGGAGGGACUGCAGGAGAUCAAAGCUAGUCAGGUGCAGAUGGAGGAUGCUAUGGAAGAGAUGAAGACACAGCUACAGAACGACUAUUCCUACAUGACCCAGUGUCUCCAGGAGGAGAGAUACAGGUAUGAGCGUUUGGAGGAGCAGCUCAAUGACCUGAGUGAACUCCAUCAAAAUGAACUGAGCAACCUGAAACAGGAGCUGGCUAGCAUGGAGGAGAAGGUGGCCUACCAGUCAUAUGAGAGAGCUCGAGACAUUCAGGAGGCAGUGGAGUCAUGUCUGACGCGUGUCAGUAAGCUGGAGUUGCAGCAGCAGCAGCAGCAGGUGGUGCAGUUGGAGGGUGUGGAGAACGCUAACGCUCGCGCUCUGCUCGGAAAGCUCAUUAGCGUGCUGCUAGCUCUCAUGGCGGUGCUGCUCGUCUUCGUCUCCACCGUGGCCAACUUCAUCACCCCGCUCAUGAAGACCCGUGCUCGCAUCGCCUCCUCCGUGGCCUUCACCCUCUUCCUCAUCACGCUCUGGAAACACUGGGACUGGCUCGAACUCUGCUUCAUGUCUGGCUAACUCACAUGACUUCAGAGCUCUACCCCCUGCUCCUGCAUCUGUGAAGAACCGAUGAAGCUCCUCAUAUAAACACUGCUCCUAGCACAGAGAUGGUAAGUGGGCCACGUCCCAUUUACACCAGAUCUGUCUGUAUCUGGUCCAGGUCUGGAGUUCAGCACACUGUCAUGGCCUGAAACGCUCCGGUUUAACUCCUCACAUUUAUAUCCCAUAUUUUCUGGACUAUAAGUCGUGUUUUCUUGCCUGCUUUGGAUCGGACUUACGGUAGGUCACACGGUAAUAGUGUACUUACGCUAGGUGAGACGUUCCAGCAGUUAAAGGAGGAUUAAAGGUUUAGGUUCACUACCUAGUGUUAGCUCGGCUCUAACGUCACGCUAAAAACCUUCAGUAGCGGAAAUUAGCAUUAUUGUAGCCGGUCAAAAUCAAAGCGUACUGGAACCUCUGGGGCUCCUGCAGUGAAACUCCCAAAUUCAGCUCAUGUACGUGGAUCACUGACCGUCACAUCACACACCCAAAUGACCACAGUGAAACUCCAACUCGUGAAAUGCCUCGUAGACGGCUCUGUAGAGUCUACAGCAUCGCGGCCCUCCACUGCAGCCUCCGGGUAUUUCUAACAGCCCUGAGCUACAGCAUCAUGGCCACUAGGGGGCAAUGCAGCACUGUAUACACCCAGUUCUCACCAUCAGCUCAUGAGUGUGACUUAUAGUCCAGGAAAUAUGGCAGGUGUGUCGGAGGCCAUGCAGCACCGCAGACCAGCUAGCUUCACACUCUGACCUUCUGAAAGAGAAGAAAAGACGAAAGACACGUGGAAGGGAGUUUAUAUAUUUUUUCACCUUUCCGGAGGACUGAAUGUUGUCACGUGACGUGUCUCACGUCAGGAUGUUGUCUGGAGUCUGUGUGAGAAUCAGAGACACGUGUAAGUUUCAGCACUUCUGCUUCUUUUCAGCCUUUCAUCCGUUUCUGUUGUAAAAAAGUCUGAGCGUUCAGACCGCAGUGAUAUUCUAGUGAAAUACAGACGGAGAACACAGAACACAGAUACACAGAACACAGAACACAGAACACAGAUACACAGAUA